GUUGUCAACGUUUUGGCUGGGUUAAACAAAUUUUUGGACCGAGCGCUGUCGCCUUUAAGGCACACUUAAGGGUUGUUGCGGCUAGGACAUUUAAGCGUAAUUAGGUUACAGACAGGGGGGAGGGGGGACUGGGGACUACCAGUCAAGUAUGCCACUCUAUCUCUAGAAAUAUGGAAAAGCACAUGUGUCUUAUUUUUAAUAAAACAAUCGUCAACUUUUUUAUGUAGACUUCAUUCUUUUGCAUUUUUAAACCUUCCUAAUCUACUGAAUGAAACAUUUUUAAAUUUUUUAAACAAAAUAGCUUUUAAAUAUUGGGUUGGGAACAUGAAUUACAAGUCCAAACUCCAAGGCUUUCAGGGCGCUUCGCGCCAAUCUUCUAUUUUAAUUUGUAUGCAUUGUAAAACAAAAUCAGAAAAAAGUUUGCGGAUUUUGAAAAUUUAAUGAAAAUUAAAUUUUGUUGGAGGCUGAUUUUCGAAACUUUGAUCGUUUAUAACCCUUCCUUGGGGUCAUGAGAGGUCCCAGACAAAAUGUGGGCCCGAUCGGUUUAGCCGUUUUGAUGUUUAUCGGAUACAAGAAACAGACAAACAGAGCAAUGCCUGUUCAUCCUACAGUGAAGAACUCCCAAAACCAGGGAAACUUUGAUAAGUAUCGAGAUAUUAGACACAACUCAAAAUACUGCAACCAGGAAGUAAAGCAGUUUGAAUUCUCAGGGGGUUUAACUACAGUUGGACCAGGUUCUAGCUCCGGAACAAGAAUGAUUCUACAGGACUCUUCCAAUGAUGGUGAAGCCCAGUCUGUCCCUACAACCUGGAAUAGUUUCUACG
Molecule: messenger RNA, 824 nt
Organism: Eurytemora carolleeae
Lineage: Eukaryota; Metazoa; Arthropoda; Copepoda; Calanoida; Temoridae
Source: RefSeq, a predicted model, not a curated record